Molecule: messenger RNA, 1103 nt
Organism: Vidua macroura (Pin-tailed whydah)
Lineage: Eukaryota; Metazoa; Chordata; Aves; Passeriformes; Viduidae
Product: V-type proton ATPase subunit e 2
Exons: 4
Coding region: 43-288 (81 amino acids)
Biological process (GO): proton transmembrane transport
Cellular component (GO): proton-transporting V-type ATPase, V0 domain
Molecular function (GO): proton-transporting ATPase activity, rotational mechanism
Source: RefSeq, a predicted model, not a curated record
CGGCGCGGCAGUGGGCGGGGCGCUGUCGGGUGCGGAGCGGCCAUGACGGCGCACAGCUUCGCGCUGCCGCUCGUCCUCUUCUCCGCCUUCUGGGGCCUCGUGGGCAUCGCCGCCCCCUGGUUCGUGCCCAAGGGGCCGAACCGCGGGGUGAUCAUCACGAUGCUGGUCACCACCGCCGUGUGCUGCUACCUCUUCUGGCUCAUCGCCAUCCUGGCCCAGGCCAACCCCCUGUUCGGGCCUCAGCUGAAGAACGAGACCAUCUGGUACGUGCGCUUCCUCUGGGAGUGAGCAGUCCCUGGGAGCUGGCACCUCAACAGAGACCACCAUCAAACCAUCACCCUCUUGUAGCUGUUCCAGCCUCUACCUUCCUGUACCAAACAGCCCCCAGAGGUGCUGGGAGAGAGGCUGGACCCACUCCCCAAGCACACCUGGAGCACUGCAGCCUGGACCAAUGGAUGGCUGGGCCCCCAAGCACAGCAGGCAGCAUCCCUGGAUGAGGGCCUACUAAUCCGGCCCUAGGAGCAGGCACACUGCCAGGGAGAGAUCCCUUCAGCUGGCCCAGUGCUGCAGUGACUGAGCACCAUCCUGUGAGGGAUCUGUGUGUGGUGCCAGCAGAUCCUGUCCCAGCAGUGCUUGUCCUACCCUCUUGGUGUGUUCAGCCCUAGCCCCCACGUGAAACCCGUGCUCGUAGCUUAAGCUGCCCAACUAGUUGCCCUGUCCCUGAUCAUUACAUCCACUGGCUGCCCGUCUGCAUGAGAACACAGAAACCAUUGCAUCCUCGGUGGUCUGGCCAGUCCCAUGUGGUGGGGGUGGGAGAAUGGAGGGUUGACCAUGGAGGAGCAUGCAGAGCCCCUUGGGUGUGAUAAGGGAGGUGUUGGGGUCUGCUGGCAGGGAUGGAAAAAGAGCUGUCUCCCACCUAAGCAGUGAGGCAGCUGCAGUAGUGUUUAGGUAUCUCCACCAUAAGAUGGGCCCAGGUUCUGAGAAGAGCCAAGUAGGGCAUUGUGUUUCAGGCUUCCCUUUAUUUAUCAGAUAAUUUAUCUGUACUUAUUUAUUUGUCUGUGUCGUUUAGCUUGUGUUGUGGAAAUAAAUCGUUUUUCUAGUAA